Messenger RNA from Zingiber officinale, 1486 nucleotides. Its product is annotated as aspartic proteinase nepenthesin-1-like. The record is from RefSeq and is a predicted model, not a curated record. The coding region runs from base 71 to 1330 and encodes 419 amino acids. NCBI's taxonomy places the organism in Eukaryota, Viridiplantae, Streptophyta, Magnoliopsida, Zingiberales, Zingiberaceae. Gene Ontology annotation, cellular component: extracellular region. The transcript has a single exon.
UGAUAUAUGUCGCUCUUGACUUGAACAAUUAGCCGUCAAUCUUCUUCUUCUUCUCAGCGUCAAGGUCGCCAUGGCUAACGUGCUCUACCUCUUCUCUAUCAUGCUUCUGUUGGUUGAGAAUCCUAUUGCCUCUUCCACCUCAGGCGACGGGUUUCGACUCACUCUCACCCGCGUAGACUCGGCCGCCAGCGCUUCACUCACCUUGGCGGAGCGAAUCCAACGCGCCGUCCGCCGGAGCUACUCCCGGAAGAGGGCCAUCGAGGCCAAGCUCGACGUCGUGGCUUCUGUCAGCUACGGCGGUAGCUUCGAGUACUUGGUCAGCUUUGGCAUUGGUUCCCCGGCGCUCCCCGUCACAGCCAUCCUCGACACCGGCAGCGACCUCAUUUGGACGCAGUGCGUCCCCAGCUUCGAGAGAAUCCCGCAGCCGAGUCCCUUCUACGAUUCCUCCGAGUCCUCCUCCUUCUCCCGGAUCCCCUGCUCCAACCCCUUCUGCAGUGAGCGCAUCUCGAUCUUCAGUUCUUGCGCUUCCUCCCAAGGCGACCUGUGCCUCUACUUGGCCAGAUACGGGGACGACACUCGCAGCAGAGGCUUACUCGCGACGGAGAAGCUCAGUUUUGACGAUGGCUCGUCGAUCGCCGGUGUCAUAUUCGGGUGCGGAUUUUGGAACAACGGCACGCUUUCGAACUCCACCGGCAUAGUCGGCAUGGGCCGAGGCCGAUUCUCUUUGCCGGCGCAGCUGAAUCCUCCCAGAUUCUCCUACUGUUUAACCUCGAUUAAUAGCUCCGCCGCCAGCCAUCUCUUCUUGGGUACCAAGGCGAGCCUGGGAGGAGGAGGCGGAUCAGUUGGGAGCACGCCGUUUAUCUCCAACCCCACAAGCCCCUCCUUUUACUACCUCUCCUUGAUCGGAAUCUCGGUGGGUGGGAUUCGGCUUCCGAUUCCACCUAGCGCCUUCCAGCUGAAUGCUGACGGCUCCAACGGGACGAUCAUCGACUCCGGCACCUUCUUGACAUUGUUGAACCAGCCUGGGUACGAAGUACUUAGGAAAGAGUUGAUCAAGCAGGUGGGGCUGGACAUCGAUCAGUGCAUCCAAUUGAAGAAUCAGAGCUCAGCUCCCCCAAUGCCGGAGCUGGUGUUCCACUUCGACGGCGCCGACAUGCGUUUUCAGCGGGAUAAGUACAUGUUUAUAGAUGAGGGAAUAUUUUGCUCGGCGAUCGCCGGAACGGACGGUCUAUCAAUCUUGGGCAACUACCAGCAGCAGGACAUGCACAUCCUCUACGAUCUCAAAGCCAACGUGCUCUCCUUCGUCCCGGCCAACUGCGACCGGUUCUGAAGUUAAAUGCUGCGCCUUUCCGUUGCAAUCUAAUAAUAAAAUUAAGCUGUGUUUCAGAGUAUGGCAUACGUGAUAUGUAGUGUUCCUAUUGCCACUCAAUAAAAUUGUACUCUAUCUAUGAAUGUGUUGGAAAAAAAAAUUAUUGGAGAAGAAAAU